AUGGAGAACCCGGAGGAAGCCGAGGUGGAUAUUGACACGCUCAUUGAUGAGAUGGACUAUAUCCCCGGUCACUUCCACCUGGAGAUGAACCUGAACUUCGAGCCCUGCUCCCCUGUGAAUUUCAGAGGGAGGGACAUGAAGCUUAAGCGAGACAGCCUGAUGUAUGAGCUAGAGCUUGAGUCUGGCUCCCAGCAAUUCGCCGUCAGGAACCUGCUCGGGGUCUUCUCCUUCCACCUGGAGGAGAUGGAGCAAGCCAAGGAGAUCUUCCUGAGCAUCUCCCAGGAGGACCCCGACAACCUCAAUGCCUGGGCCAACCUGGCCUACGUGUACGACAGGCUGGACAGCGAGCAGGAAGAGGCUGACUGCACCAAGAAACUAGCCCACUUAAUGGGCCUGGGCUCGGAAGACGAGUCUCAGGGGGAUCCCAGGCUCCGAGCAGCCCGCUGUCUGGCAGAGCAGGGCUACGCUUACGUCUUUGACAUUGGGCUUGUGGAUGAAGAAGACCGAAUGGAGAAACUGACGGCCGGACUCGUGCUCUAUGACAAGGCUCUUGCUUAUGGGCAGCAGAUCCCCCUGGAGGAGAAAAGAAGCUGGUACUUCACUAUGGCCACUCUGUACAUCAGAUUAGAUGGGAUCCUGAUGAACAAGGGAAAUGAUGAGCAGAAGCGGCUGCCCUCCUUUAACAGAACGCUGGCUCUGCUUCGACAAGUGACCAAGUCCUCGAAUUCUCACUACAGAGCUCUGGCCUGGUGCUACCUCGGGAUGCUGCUGGAAAGGAAAGAGACGUUUUCCACCACCCCGAUGGGGAUCCAUGACUAUGGUUACUCUGGGACUGGGCCACUUGAUUGCUUUGGCAAGGCAAUAGAAAUAGCUAAAGACAAUCCUCCCACACUAAACCGACUGGCAAAAAUUUUCCACUUCUUGGGCAAGCAAGAAAUGGCUAUGGGAAUCUGCAAUAUGGCGCUAGAUGUCCUACAAGAUCCAGAGCUCAACUGGCAGGCCUACUGCACGCGGGCCAAGAUCCGCAUUAAGCUCUAUCUGCGCGAUCUGGAACGUGCAAAGAUGGGUUUGGGAGGCAUGCCAGACAGGAAAAAUCUCACCAGAGCUAAAGAGGACCUUGAAAGCGUUGUAAAGGUUUGUCCGUGCUUGAAGACAUACCUGGACAUAGGCCAGGUCUACUAUUAUAUGGGCGUUGAUGCCAUGCAGGAACUAUUCCCAGUGGACGAGACGGCACUGGACAAUGCCUUGGAGUUCUUUGCGAAAGCCAUGGAGUUUGACCUGGGAGAUACACUACCGGAAAUACAGCUGCUCAGGGGGAAAUGCCUGCGGCUUAAAAAUGAGGAGUCCAAUGCCAUUGGGUGCUUCAAGCGAGCCAUAGAACUGGACGAUGUAGGCUCCACCUACACAGAGAGUUUCCGGUGCCUGAUGGAGACGCUCCUUAUACUGUUCAGUCAGAAAAGGGUGAAUGCUGAGAUGCUGAUGCAGGAGGUGGAAUUGUGGGUCAAGAAGGCUGAGGAGAAAUACACAAAGCAACGUGUCCGCCAGGAGCUGAGACUGGUGUGUCGCAAUCACACAACAGAGGUGAUCGAGCUCUCCAAAGCUAUGGUCACCAGAGGGAAUACCGAGCUGGUGAAGAUGCUGUUUGAGACAAUAAAGACUGACUUUUCCAAGCCCAAACUAAAUGAGCGAUCACUCUCCUUCUGAACAACCGACAUUGGACUCACGUCAUGCAGCACAAUUGCCUUCUGGCUGAUACUGUCUGAACGCACCUAGUUCUCUCAGAUCUCAUCAAACAGGCAGUAGUCAAUAAGCUAACCAUUUAACUCUUCUCCGCAGAUCUCUGAGCAGUGUGCAGAAGUGGCCAGGUAUUACUGUCUCUGUUUCACAAAUGGAGAAAUUGAGGGACAGACCAAAUAAUGAAAAGUGAUCAAAGCUGUGAGUGCUCAACCCCUCGGAAAAUCAGGCUCCAGGUUUCUCAGGCUGGACCUGGUCUGAAAUGUGCUCAAGGCCACACAGCAAGUUACUGGCAAAGCUGGAAGUAGAAUCCAGAUCUCUUGCUUCCCAGAC
Molecule: messenger RNA, 2067 nt
Organism: Mauremys mutica (yellowpond turtle)
Lineage: Eukaryota; Metazoa; Chordata; Testudines; Geoemydidae
Gene: TTC22
Product: tetratricopeptide repeat domain 22
Exons: 7
Coding region: 1-1704 (567 amino acids)
Molecular function (GO): protein binding
Source: RefSeq, a predicted model, not a curated record